This is a messenger RNA of Monosiga brevicollis MX1, 1253 nucleotides long. RefSeq lists its product as uncharacterized. The transcript is spliced from 9 exons. Gene Ontology annotation, molecular function: fatty acid elongase activity. Gene Ontology annotation, biological process: fatty acid elongation, monounsaturated fatty acid; fatty acid elongation, saturated fatty acid; fatty acid elongation, polyunsaturated fatty acid. The record is from RefSeq and is a predicted model, not a curated record. NCBI's taxonomy places the organism in Eukaryota, Choanoflagellata, Craspedida, Salpingoecidae. Gene Ontology annotation, cellular component: endoplasmic reticulum membrane. Bases 38 to 910 code for a protein of 290 amino acids.
CGGAAUUCAAGACAGCCUUGUGCAGUGGUGGUCCUGGAUGGAGUCGCAGGCCGACCCCCGAGUCCAGGACUGGUUCUUGAUGUCCUCCCCCGUGCCCACCAUGGCUCUGACUGUUUUGUACCUGGCUUUUGUCUUCAUCGGGCGCAUUGUCAUGAAGAACCGCAAGCCCUUUGAGCUGCGUGGCCCGAUUCUCGUUUACAAUGCAGUUCUUGUGGCCCUGAACGCCUGGAUCUGUUUUGAGCUCGUUGAUUCCUUCAUCAAGGAGAACAUGAGUUUCAAGUGCAAUGGCGUCAACACUGACCCCAACAACAAGAACUCGAAGCGCAUUGCCGUCGCCAUCUGGUGGUACUACUUUAGCAAGUGCAUCGAAUUCCUCGAUACGGUCUUCUUUGUGCUUCGCAAGAAAGACGAGCAAAUCUCCUUUCUGCACCUGUUCCACCAUUCGACCAUGUUCAACCUUUGGUGGAUGGGUGUGCGCUGGGUUCCCGGAGGCACCUCGACCAUCUCUGCUGCCAUCAACUCGGGUGUUCACAUCAUCAUGUACACCUACUAUGCGUUGGCUGCCAUCCCCGCCAUGCGCCCCCACCUGUGGUGGAAGCGCUAUCUGACGCAGGUUCAACUGACCCAAUUCUUCGUCAUUUUUGGUUCCACCUCCAUGGCCCUCGUUGAAACUCGCGCUGGACGGUGCAACUUUUAUGAGUGGAUGGGCUGGGCCAACCUCCUAUACAUGAUCUUGAUGAUUUCUCUCUUCUCCCUCUUUUACACCAAGGCCUACUCCAAGGGCAAGGGCAAGGGUGCAAAGGCUGGCAGGGACGACAAGGCUGCUUCCAGCAGCUCGGCCGCAGCAGCCACCGCGACCUCCACCGCUGUCAAGUCCGAUGCUCGUCGCCGUAUCAAGGCCUCUACGUAAACUCGUGCCAACCCGUGACUAGCCUAAUCAAGGAACGACGGCGAUGUUGGUGAAUAUUGCUGCGGUCAUUCUACGCCACGCCACAUCCGCCUGGUCCUUGUGUAGCCGGGCCCACGCUUCCUCUCAGCACAGAUGCAUGCUUAUUUUUUUUUUCUUUUGGUUUGUGGUUGUUUCUUGAUUUUUUUCCCUGAGGUCCUUGAUAAGCUCACAAAUGCCUGCGAUGGUCUGUGCACGUCGCGUCAACCAACGCUUGCGCUUGUUCCAGUCUCGACUCUCGUCUUCUGGUCGUGUCCCCCUUCUCCUCUCCCACCAGUUUUCGCUUCGCGAAACGCCCGGGGCCCUU